GCAGUUCUGCUUUUGGAGUUUUCACAUAUAGACGUUAAACGAAUUACUCGACUUUUCAUCCACCCGGUUUUGUACAAUAUGUUGAAGUUGUGUAAUGUCGCUAUUGCUCUGCUGGGGCUUGUCCUAGCUGUUGAAGGAUUAGCAGGGGUACCGGAUUCCCGGUGUAAUAAUCUGCCGGGCGGCACAGGGAACGUGAUGGCCGACGGCAAGAUGUGCAGACAGUAUCUAUCUUGCUGGGACUACCUCAUCACCGGCCCAAUGAACUGCGCUGGUGGCUCCAUCUUCAAUUCAUCAACCGGCGAUUGUGAUGCAACAGAAUGCAUCGAAGCGAGAACAGGAUUUGUGGACGGGUGUGCCUUCGAGGGUGCUCUGCCAGAAGACUGCAGCCGGUACGUCGUCUGUGUUAACGAUCUGGAAAUGCAGUUCCAAUGCGGCGAGGGAACCUACUACAGCAACGAACUGCUCGUGUGCGUCAAUCCCAUGGAAUAUCCGGACAUUCCGCAAAAACAGAACUGUAACUACAUUAACUAAUAACUACACCAGUUGCAUCUACAACAGAUGCAACAGCUACAUCUACAACAGAUGCAACAGCUACAUCUGCAACAGCUACAUCUGCAACAAAUACAUCAGAUAUAACUUCAGCGCUUGCAACUAUUCCGCCGUUGACAGCUAAUCAAUAUAUCAUGGGAAAACAAUGUUAUUCAGAGAAAUAUAAAAUAAGAAAUGUUUCGCAAAAUGGCUCAGAAUAAAUGUUUACAAAAGUAAAAAAAAAACAGUGCAAGAGGACAAAUAAAGACUAAAAGCAGUA
This is a messenger RNA of Haliotis rubra (blacklip abalone), 808 nucleotides long. RefSeq lists its product as uncharacterized. The record is from RefSeq and is a predicted model, not a curated record. NCBI's taxonomy places the organism in Eukaryota, Metazoa, Mollusca, Gastropoda, Lepetellida, Haliotidae. Gene Ontology annotation, molecular function: chitin binding. Gene Ontology annotation, cellular component: extracellular region. Bases 79 to 531 code for a protein of 150 amino acids. The transcript is spliced from 3 exons.